CACACUAUUUUUUUUUCUCUGCUCCAUAGUUGAAAAAUUACUGGUUAAUGCCUUAGAAAUAGUUAACUAGACCCCACUAUCACUGUAAAUAAGGAGACAACCAAUGCGAAGUAGACAUAUAGUGCUUGGCAGGGCUCCUGGAGUUGGAUGUAUCAGUUCAACCGGGAAUUAUUGGGGUUUGGGAUGGAGUCUACGGCCCUUAACUCCUAUGAUAUACCAAUCAAGACAAAGAUCAUGGUAUAAUCCAUUGAGUAAAUUCAAUACCAAAGGAACAAUGCAGUUGAUACAGUCAAAAACAUCAAAACCAUCUAUAGAGGUUCCAGAAACAUCAAAUACCCAAAAUCUGUUAGAAGAACUUAAACAUUUGUUACGAGAACCAGGCAAAUUAAAAGUGAAAAAUCAGAAAUUAGCCAAUAAGUUUAAUACUUAUAUACAACAUACUCAUACAAUAUCUUCAGCAGAGAUUGAAAUACUCGAUAAAAUCUUCGGAGAGAUUCAAACCUCUAUCAGAAAACAAAGAGCUCAUAUUCUAGACUAUUAUCCCAUAGAAACUCUCAUAAAGUUAUUUGAGCUCACAUGCACAAGCAUCCUUGAACAAGACAAUAUUCAAAACCAAAUAGAAAUCCAAACGAACAAACAAGUGAAAAGACCACAAUUCAAGUUACCUAAAUAUAUGGUUAUGUUAAUAGAAAUCUUUUCAAAAUCAGAUAUAAAUAAAAUUCCCAUGAGAAUAUUUUCAAAAAUUAUCGAUCUUGGUGCUACACUUCGAGACCUUGAGACGGUAAUAUAUAGUUUAAUAAUAAGUAAAAAGGAUGAAAUCUCACCUGAAUUUACUAAUGAACUUCUAAACUAUUACCAAAAUGAAAAAAAAAUUGCCAAUGAUGUUAGAGAAAAGACCGUAAUGGACAUAUUUGAAAUCUUAUUAUCAAGUUCAAUUAAAAUCCCAUCUGCCAAUAUAUUAGGUGAUUCAUAUUAUACCCAAUUCAUACAAUUCAUAGAAUUCUUAUUUCAAGAAAGUGCCCCUACUACUCACCCAUAUAAGAGUCUUGAAAGAAGUAUAGAUAGAAUUCAGUAUAUGACAUGGCAAAUGCUUUCAACUAUAAAACCUGAUAUAUCCAAUAAAAUCAAAAUAGAGCUCAUUUCCUUUGCGAUUGAAUUACUUUCAGCUAAUAAUGAUAUCAAAUUAAAAAAUACAGUGUUAACUGUAUUAAAUCAAUUAAUGAACAAUAGUCGUAAUCAAAACCAUGAUAUAAUAAAGGAUGCUAUAUUCCAACAAGAUUUGGAGAAUGAGAGUGUAUGUGAAAAUAUAUUAUAUACAUGUUGGAGUAAUGAUCAAUUCAGUGAUCUCUCUACUCAAUUAUCAGAAUUUAUUAUGAUGAAUGAUGUUAAAUUUAGUGUCACGAUGAGAUUACAGGCUAAUAUUUACAAGAUACUCCAUUCUGAUUUACCAGAAGAUAUUGAUAUGUCUGAAGCUAUAAUAUAUGCCGUUGAAGAUGCCACCACUAAUCAGUUGAAUGAAUUGGAUAUGAAUCAUAUUUAUACUAAAAUUAUGAAAUGUAUUAGUACAUCUAUAGUAUCACCCAAUAGUGAGACUGUUCAUGCCAUAACUAAAUAUUUUAGAAGUCAACAUCAUAUAGAAUUCUCGGCUGAAUCAUUUAAGUUCAGAAUAGAUAAAUCUAUACAAACCAAGGAUUGUCAAGAAGCAUUAGAUAUAUUUGAUGAAAGUCAAAUUUAUACUAUACAAUGGCAUUCUGAUUCUAAUCCUGCUAUAUUUAAAACAUUAAAUGAUUUAAUAAUAUUAGUAUGUGAACAUUAUGAUAAUAUUUCUGAUAUUUUCCCUAUAUUCACUCGAAUUAAACAACAUAUACCGGGAACUUGUAAUAUUGAAGCCAUAACUGCUCUUUCUAAUAAGAUGUUACAAGCUGAAUUUAUAGGAGAUUUAAUUGAAAUGUUGAAAAGAGAAUUACCAACUAUAGAUAAAUAUUCAAGUAUAAGAUUACCUAUAGAGAAGCCGUAUGGUAUAAAAUAUUUACAUCUAUUUAAGCAAUUACAUGAAUUUGCAAUUACUUAUUGUAAUGAAGAAACAUUUGAAACUAAUUGGGUAAUAUAUGGAGAAAUUCAAAGAUAUUUUAAUAUUCCUUAUAAAGAUUAUUUACCUGCUAUAGAAUUCUUCUGUAAUAAGGGAAGAUUUAAUGCAGCAUUAUUAAUAUUCCGUAGAAUAAGACAAAAGAGUGAAAUGUUUGAUCAUCUACCACCUCUGAGAGAAAUUUAUAUGUAUCUCUUUAAAAUAUUUGGAGAUAAUUUAUAUGAAGAAGGUAUAAAUGAAUUAUAUUCAUAUUUAAAUUUAGAUACUAAAUUAGAUACUCAAGAUAUUCAAUUACAAAAUAGUAUAUUAAAUGCUUUUGCAAAUUUACAAGAUGUUGCAAGAGCUCGAGAUUUAUUUUUAACUAUGACUUCAAAUCCAAAACAAUAUGGAGGAGUUAAUGAAGAAACAGCUCAAAUUAUGAUAAAGGCAUAUACUUAUCGAGAUCUUGCUUAUGUACAAAGAUUUUGGAAUAAUUUAUCACAAUUUGAAAUUAUACCUAAUCAUGAUAUGUAUAAACAAUAUUUAAUUGCUCAUGUAUAUCAUGGAUAUGUUGAUGAAACUUUUGAAUUAAUUGAAGAAAUGGAUGAUUAUGAUUUACUUAUGACUACAGAUAUCUUAAUUGCUCUAAAUAAUUUUUGCUUUGAAGAGGCUGGGCAAAGGAAAUUAUCAAAUUGGGCAGAAUCCAACUAUCCCAAAUUAUGGCAAGAGGCUGUUAAUUCUGGUUUAUUGACUGGUGCAUCUAAUUAUAUGCCUUCACAUAAUUUAAUUGCUGGACAAACAGAUUAAUAGCUUGUUACUACUUGUAUAUAUGCAAUUAUUAGACACUCAAUACAAACU
Molecule: messenger RNA, 2923 nt
Organism: Scheffersomyces amazonensis
Lineage: Eukaryota; Fungi; Ascomycota; Pichiomycetes; Serinales; Debaryomycetaceae
Exons: 1
Coding region: 104-2872 (922 amino acids)
Molecular function (GO): protein binding
Source: RefSeq, a predicted model, not a curated record